UCUGGGUCUCUCUUUGCUUUCCCAUCGAACCCAGAACCCCAGCCAACCUUCUCAAGACCCCAAAUACUUCUCUUUCCCCAUGACCUCAUGUUCCGAUCGAGUUUUUUAUUUUUAUUUUUAUAAAUUUAGGGUGGGUUUACCUCAAGUUGAAUCUUUUUGACAUCCCCACUCAAUUGCAGUGGGAAAGAAAAACAUUUAAGAACUACAAUCUUACUUUAGGAGUUGCAAUUAAGAAUUUCCUUGAAGUUCGUACUGUUUGAAGUCCCAAAAGAGAAAAAUAAUAGCAAGUCAAGGAAUUCUGAGAAAGUUGAAGAAGAAGAGAGAACCAAAUCACAAUGGAAGUGUUUAGCUUUAAGAGAAAGAUUAAGCAUUACAGCAGCGAUCAGAAGAUACUCUUAGUGGGAGAAGGAGACUUCUCUUUUGCUGUUUGCUUAGCCAGAGCUUUUGGAUUGGCUAUCAACAUGGUUGCGACUUCUCUCGACUCCAGAGAGUCUUUGAUGCUGAAGUAUUCAGAAGCUAUGAGCAAUGUGGAGGAAUUAGAGGCCAAGGGAUGCAUAAUAUUGCAUGAGGUGGAUGUCCACAGCAUGAGCCGACACCCUUUGUUAAUUAGCAUACGCUUUGAUCGCAUAAUCUAUAAUUUUCCUCACGCCGGUUACUUGCAUGGUCCCUUUUCUUCUGAACACAACAGGUUCCAAAUUUGGUUUCAUCAGGAUUUGAUCAGGGGAUUCCUCCAGAAUGCACGCGAAAUGCUGACCGCAAUAGGAGAAAUUCAUGUGACACACAAGACAAAAUUUCCAUACAGUGAAUGGAAAAUAGUGGAGUUAGCACGAAAGGUUGGGUUAUAUCUGGUUCAUGAAGAACAGUUCUCACCAUGGGAUUAUCCAGGUUAUGAAAAUAAGAGAGGAGCUGGGAUGUGUGAUCAAACGUUUCCUGUUGGAAUGUGUAGCACCUUCAAAUUUGCCAAGCUGUUGUGCCAUUCCACCACUUCUGGUUUCCACCUUGGCAUUACUACUUCAGGUCCAUGGUCUGGAUAUUCUGGAAUUAAUGGUCCUCGCAUGCAACGGUAAUGUGCCCUACAUGCCUUUGCACUGGAAUGGCGAUGGCAAGCAAGCAUGACCCUCGGAUCGAUCCCUUUGAUUAGAAGAAGUGCAUUGCCGUCAAUAGUUCCCCCCUUUACCACUUGAAACCUCUUUGCCAUACAUAUAUCCUCCCCUGAAUAGUGACAUAACCAAGGGAAGGGACUUCUGUAUAUAUACUGACUGUUCAAGAAUAUGAUUAGACAUCUGAACGCAAUUGAAAGGUUUUCUUCACUUGUGCAACUUUGCCAUUUAAAUAAAAGUCAAUAGUGAUGAGGUUAGGUGAGGCGUGCGUACUGAAUCAAUUGGUUCCCUGAUAAUGAUGGACUUUAGGCCUCUGUUUUUCCGUGUUAUGAGGGCCUGGAUACUGCCAUCCCAUAAACAACAUCCAAUAUUGUGAAUUCUUUUUUUCCGAGUAAGAGUAAAAUUGAUGCAAAAUCACUUGCUCCAAUUAACCAA
Prunus mume (Japanese apricot) is the source of this 1535-nucleotide messenger RNA. RefSeq lists its product as uncharacterized. Gene Ontology annotation, cellular component: cytoplasm. NCBI's taxonomy places the organism in Eukaryota, Viridiplantae, Streptophyta, Magnoliopsida, Rosales, Rosaceae. Gene Ontology annotation, molecular function: rRNA (uridine-N3-)-methyltransferase activity. The record is from RefSeq and is a predicted model, not a curated record. Gene Ontology annotation, biological process: rRNA base methylation.